AAAAAAAAAAAAAAAAAAAAAAAAAAACGAAGAAAAAUCUUCAGCAGACAGAUCAGCCUCGCCCCCCAUCACUGUUGCAAUACAAUGACCUCCCAAAUUGUGGAUGAUUUAUCUCCUGUUCUUAAUCACACAUGAAAAAACGAAGCAAUUCCCUUAAAACCUUUCAUUUCCCACCAAUUUUCCCUUUUCAAAACCCUAAUUUUCGCCCCCAGUUUGUUGUUUUCCGGAGACCUCACCGGUUUUCUCUUCCGAUGAUGCCCAAUAUUUGAGAAAACUGAUUCCAUUACGUUGUACUUUCUCAUUCUCUUGAAUCGGAGCCCGAAUUCGAGGAUCUGAUGGAUUUCCAAGAAAGAGAUUCGUCCAUGGCGAUUUCCAGGACCUCGAAUUCGUAUAUCAAUGGACCUUCCUUGAGCCAUUCUGCUUGGUUUGAGGUACGGCUCUUCUACGUUCGGAUUUCUCCCUGUGUGAUUGAUUGCGUUCCCGAUCAUCUUAAUCUGCGUCACCUUCGACGCGAAAUUGGUGUUUCCCUUGAGAUUAAUGGGUCUCAAAUUCCGGCCUCCGACUCUGUUUCUAUAGCCCUUCGCCGCGAUCGUCUCAACAAGGAAUCCUCGGAGGUUACAUACGUUAGUACCGAUAGCAUUCGGGUUACGGGGGGUGUGGAGUUCGAGGUGUAUGAGAAUGAGGAUUUGAUUCUCUGUGGGUCUUUGGAACGAAUCGAGACCAACUGGAUUAAUGGGAGCGUUGGAUUGGAGAACAAUUCAAAGACAGGUUGGACUAUGGAAUGUUUCAUGGCUGCGUCCAUGUGUUCGGGUUCGUCGGCCUUUUUCCAGCCUAAACUUGGGGUAUCCUCACCGGCAAUUGAGGUUUAUAUCGCCGGUUGUUGUUCCGGUAUGCCUGUGAUAUUGACGCAAACGAUUCAGGUUAGUCCGAGGCGGAAGAACUUGAGGCAAUGUGCCCUGGAUGCAAUUCCGGAGGAUGAAGAAGUGGGAAAGGAGGAGAAUAUAAGUAAUGGGUUGAUUCGGCACCAGAAAGUGCAGAUGAUAGAGUCUGAAGUUGAUGAUUAUGACCCAGAUGGUAAAAUGGGGCAUGGUUUCUACAGUGAUGAUAUGUACACUGGCGAAGAUGGGCAGCUUUCAUGGUUCAAUGCAGGGGUUAGAGUGGGUGUUGGUAUUGGUCUCGGUGUGUGCCUCGGGGUUGGAAUCGGUGUCGGCUUGCUCAUGCGUUCAUACCAAACCACAACAAGACAUUUUAGACGACGUAGAACUCUCAGAUCCUCCGCCGCAAUGCCUCAACGGAAUAACCCUAAACCUCUACCGUUGGUCGUUACUCUCAACUGCAUCGAAGAUUGUUCGCUGGAACAGGAUUGUUUGGCCGGCGUUGCUGUGGUGGAGCAUGUACCGCUUAGUCGUUUGGCGGGCGGGAAAAUCGAGUCGGCUGCGGCGGUGCUUCUUCACUCGCUUGCGUACCUCCCACGGGCUGCUCAGCGCCGGCUUCAUCCUUACCAUCUUAUCCUAUGUCUCGGUUCGGCUGACCGCUCCGUCGAUUCCGCUUUAGCUGCGGAUCUUGGUCUCCGGCUGGUUCAUGUCGAUACUUCCCGAGCGGAGGAGAUUGCCGACUCCGUCAUGGCGCUUUUCCUUGGAUUGCUUCGCCGCACUCAUCUGCUCUCUCGUCAUACACUCUCGGCUUCGGGAUGGCUCGGGUCUGUCCAGCCUCUUUGCCGUGGCAUGAGGCGCUGUCGAGGAUUGGUUUUGGGGAUUGUUGGCAGAUCUUCUUCGGCUCGGGCCUUGGCUACGAGGAGCUUAGCCUUCAAGAUUAGCGUGCUUUAUUUUGAUGUCAAUGAUGGAAAGGAGAAAGUGAGCAAGUCUACGGUAACAUUUCCAUCUGCUGCUCGAAGAAUGGAUACUCUUAAUGAUUUGCUUGCUGCAAGUGAUCUUAUAUCACUUCACUGUGCCCUAACAAACGAUACAGUUCAGAUUAUCAAUGCUGAAUGUCUGCAGCACAUAAAGCCUGGGGCAUUUAUUGUUAAUACUGGUAGUAGCCAAUUAUUGGACGAUUGUGCUGUGAAGCAACUUCUGAUUGAUGGAACCUUGGCUGGCUGCGCUCUGGAUGGUGCUGAAGGGCCACAAUGGAUGGAAGCAUGGGUGAAGGAAAUGCCAAAUGUAUUGAUACUUCCGCACAGUGCAGAUUACAGUGAAGAAGUUUGGAUGGAGAUCAGGGAGAAAUGCGUCUCUAUAUUACAGACAUUCUUUGUUGAUGGGGUUUAUCCGGAGAAUGCCAUCUCUGAUGAGGAUGAGGACGAAUGUGAGGUUAAUGAAGUAAAAGAACAAUCUGAUGAUCGAGGUAAAGAGGGCACCCUUCAGCUUGCGGUUGUUGAACAGUUGACUGAUGAUAACCACUUAAGUCCAGAGAGCUCCCAGAAGAAUGGGUUGAAUCGCUCAACUGAGUCAUCCAGUCAGCCCCAGAGUUCCAGUUUGUCUCAAACUACUGUGACCCGCUCUGAUGGAAGGCGCAGUAGGUCUGGUAAGAAAGCCAAAAAAAGGCAUACACGUCAAAAAUCUCAACAGAAGGAUGAUUCUCUCAUGUUAGAAAAGGAAAGUACCUCUCAUCGAGAAGAUGAUACUGCCAUGAGUGGCACAGAUCAAGUAUUAAGUUCUAGCUCCCGAUUUGCUUCCCCUGAUGAAUCGAGAAACAGGAAAGUGCCUAUGGAGUCUUUGCAAGAAUCUAUCUCAGAUCCAUCACUUAAAUCAAAAAAGAAAUUAUUUAGAAAGUCUAUUGAUCAGCUGAAAGAUGGGUAUAUUGUAGCCAUGUAUGCUAGAGAUUGUCCUACACUCCAUGUAUCCCGGCAAAGAGUUAAAGGUGGUGGUUGGUUCCUUGAUACCAUGACAGAUGUGACAAAAAGAGACCCUGCUGCACAGUUUCUGGUAGUUUUCAGAAACAAGGAUACGAUUGGUCUUCGAUCUCUCUCUGCUGGUGGGAAGUUGUUGCAGAUAAAUCGUAGAACGGAGUUUGUAUUCGCUAGCCACAGUUUUGAUGUUUGGGAGAGUUGGAUGCUUGAAGGUUCUCUGGAAGAAUGUAGGCUGGUCAAUUGUAGAAACCCAUUGGCACUUCUGGAUGUGCGCAUUGAAGUUCUCGCAACUGUAGGUGAUGAUGGAGUUACUCGCUGGCUAGAUUAGAAGUAUUCAAAUUUCCACCCCUUUUGUCCACUAAUUCAAGGUUUGCAUAACUUCGAAAGCUUGAAAAGUUGUAGAGCAUUCUUUUUCCUUUCUUCGUUUUUGGUUACCUUAUUCCUCUUUCGGUUGUUUGCCAUAUUUGAGCGAAAAGGCUACCUUCUUUACUAUAGGCUUUGAAGUCUCUGUCUCUGUACUCAGCCUGUGGAUGAAUGAGUGUACUUUGUAAUCUAUUUUAGAGCUUUACGAAGAUUUGUCAAGAUUGAACGCACUUUCUCUCUCGACUAGACUUCUAGUGUAAAUCAUUGUCUUGCUUCCUUAUCAAGUCAAAGGUUGAUGGU
This is a messenger RNA of Cucurbita maxima (winter squash), 3508 nucleotides long. Its product is annotated as C-terminal binding protein AN-like. NCBI's taxonomy places the organism in Eukaryota, Viridiplantae, Streptophyta, Magnoliopsida, Cucurbitales, Cucurbitaceae. Gene Ontology annotation, biological process: microtubule cytoskeleton organization. Gene Ontology annotation, molecular function: NAD binding. The record is from RefSeq and is a predicted model, not a curated record. The transcript is spliced from 9 exons. Bases 336 to 3173 code for a protein of 945 amino acids.